UAUAAUUUUGUACUUGUCUUUAAUCGAUAUUCGGAUCAUGUACUUAUUACGAUAUAAAAAUAUUUGCAUAUAGUUUAUACAUUAUUGAUAGUUCCAAAGUAGGAUUAUUAUUAUUUUUAAAACAUACUUUCUAUCGUUCUCAUCAAAUAAUGUACCUACUACAAGUUAUCGAAUUUGUAACAAAAUGUCGAGCGACAUUGAGGAUAAAUAUAGUGAAAAAAUUACGAAAGCUAUGCACUCCAGAUUAUUCCCAACAUAGUUCUUUAUCAACAGAAACGUUUUCGAGGCAAAAUUAAUAUACAACACCCCAGAAAACCACAUUAUUUGAGAGCAGUGGUCAACACAUUUAUGACGCCUUUUUAUCCAUCUCAAAAUAAAGGCAAGACAUUAGAAGAACUAUGUCACAAAGCAAUAAAUGCUGCGAAAAAAAAGGAGCUGGAAAAGAUAUCUAAUCCUUACCAAAGAAUACUAGCACGUGAUGUCCGAAACUGGUUUGACAAAUCUAAACUAAUUGCCAUUUGUCAUCGAAAUUCUAUGACACAAGAGGAGAUAUUUGAUUUCCGAGUUGCAUUAAAGAAAGUGAAUAUGGAGUAUAAGCAAUAUAGUUUGACGGUUAUGAAAUUAGCGUUAAGUGAUUCACCUUAUACAGCGACGCUACCGUUGUAUAAAGCAACAUUUUGUAUCAUAUUCGGUUUUGACACAAAUGUCACUGGCUUUCAAAAAAUUGUCAAAAAGUUUCCACAAAUUAUUUUUCUGGCGGGCAUAUUGGAGGGACAAUUGCUAAACAAGGACGAUUUCUUGAGAUACGGCAAAAUGGAUCUUACAACUUCGCGGAUGCAUCUUGUUCAAUUGUUACAGAGUGCAGGCGGUAACAAUUUAAAUCGGCAGCUCACACAUCAUCAAUCCACAUUAGUUGCUCGAUUAAAACAGAUUGGUACAAACGAAACAACUUCCGGUGAGAACGAAGAAUCGGUGCCUGUAUAAUUGCAAAAUAUACAUAUAUAUACUUCUUAUAAUCUCGGUAAUUUAUUAUAUGUCUUAGAUUUAUCUAAAGCUUUAAGUAAA
Messenger RNA from Camponotus floridanus (Florida carpenter ant), 1065 nucleotides. RefSeq names its product 39S ribosomal protein L10, mitochondrial (gene mRpL10). Gene Ontology annotation, molecular function: structural constituent of ribosome. Gene Ontology annotation, cellular component: mitochondrial large ribosomal subunit. NCBI's taxonomy places the organism in Eukaryota, Metazoa, Arthropoda, Insecta, Hymenoptera, Formicidae. The record is from RefSeq and is a predicted model, not a curated record. The transcript has 3 exons. Gene Ontology annotation, biological process: translation. Bases 349 to 984 code for a protein of 211 amino acids.